AAUUCAUUCUUUUUUCAUCUAAAUAGAUCAGAAGCAGUGCUGGACGAAUAUUUUUUUUUUCUUAAAUAAUUAAAGACAUAAGUAAAAUUAUCUAUUCGAGGAAGCCAGAUUAGCGAUCGACAAAGGACGAGGACGAGGAGGACAGUCUAAGGCUUAGAACAAGAUCAAGAGUCGAGCAGAUUUAUAUCACCGCUCUUGAAGGUGGUCCUUUUCGUUUUGAAGUACUUACGAGCCUGAAAACAAGUUGAAGUUGUCCUGUUUCAUACAGCGGACACGAAAAUGUUCGAUGUCGUACAUGGCUACGACGGGUUGAAAUCGAAACUCGACCAAAUCAUCGCAGAAACUACGUCGAACGGUGUAUGCAAGAAAAAAACUGUGUAAGUGUAAAUCUGUGAUGCGGAAAAUGCAAAACAGUUACACUUGUCAUGCUCGACAUGCAUGAUCGGCUCGUUUCCUAUGUGUUUUCCCUUCCUAUCUGCGCAUAACAAGUUUUCCCUGUCAUUGCAGACAAACUUGUGAUGCUGUUUUCCCAAAAGACUUACACUAACACAUUUUUUUUCUUGGAUACGGUGGAUCAACCCCCGAUGAUGAAGCUAAAGCACUUCUACAAGAACGACAACCAGCUUUAUUCAACAGGAGCAUCGUCGUGUGUCUUGACGAGGGAAAGCAUUGGCUAGGGGCGCAUUUAUUCUACAGAAACAAUCUUGCUGCCGGCGAGAAGAACAGGAGGACCAGCACUGCUGAUAUUUUUACGACUGCAAAUGUUGCGACUCCUGCAGUUGAUUCAACAUCAUCAUCGUCAUCCACGGGUGGACGAGCGUCGUCGAGUCAGCAACCACGCUUGCAAGUCUUACUCUUUGACACACUAGAAUUGGACAUCGAGAGCCUGUGGAUCUCCCAGCUGCUAUCAUCGCCCGAACGAGGUCGAGGAGGUGGAACUACAUGGCAAAGCAAGAAGAAUGCAUGCUACGAUCUUUUCCUGCUCGGGCCGAUCUGCGAUUAUCGUCAGAUAAGGAGUAGCUGUCAAGGUGCGGUGUCUGGCACGACGUCGACCAGCAGUACUAGCAGCGGAACAAGUUCAUCAUUCAAAAAACUCUACUACGACCGGCACCGCGGAUUACCGCACCGCAAGAUGAUCGCGCAACCCACACUGCAGAGCCAGCGGGACGGCACCUGCUUGGCCAGAUGUUUGGCAGUCUUGCUCUGGCUGCGCUUUGUUCAGCAGAUGAAUAGUGAUGUUGAUGACAAAGACAAUGGGACCUCUCGAAGUACUUCGCCGCGCUAUCAGAAUUAUCUUCAAACCGCCUUCGACCUCGAGACGAAGCUUUUGCAAAGAGGCAGAACCUUUAUCGCCCCAGAACUUAGUUCGCAAAGGAAUCCAGACGCUUUUCGCCCGAAGCAGGAGGACAAGUGUGGGAACCAACAGGUUGUCAACAUGACCACAGACGCCAGUGAACAGUUGAUCGAGCACGAGCACGAGUUUUACCCGCUACGUACCUUGUUUUCCACCGGAGAGCGAGACACCUUCGGAAGAAGGUUCUAUACGCACACAACUGCAGCUAUGAUUCCUGCAGCAGGGGCGGGUGAAGAACAGAAUGAUCGUGCCAAAAAUGGGUUAUUCGGCCACGUUGAAGAUGGGAAGAAAAAUGGAAUAAGUGCAGAAAUUCUUGCCGGUAAAAAGCAGAAACCGAACCCUGACAUUGCUUCAAAACCGCCUGAAAGUAGUUCUUCCGCCGGAUCCGGAACAAAAACUCGUCCUGCGGCGGCCUCAUUUGACCCCCCCGACCGGUUACUUCAGGAGUACGUUGUUGCGAAUGCUAAACUCGCAGCUAUCCGGGAACGCUUUUCGUUUUCCUCAUCAUCAUCCCGCGAGAGUGUUGUAGUUGAGGGCGAAAUUGUUCUAAACGCGUCCUCGCGGCCCCGUUCGUCGCAUCAGUUCCAUAGACCCGCCUCCGCCUGGCGACUGGCCGAGGAUUUAGGGGGGGACCAUGUGAAGCGAUGGCAGUUUCUGGAGGAGGUUUGCUUUUGGUUCGGCAACUACAACUAUCAGGUGAUAAAGAAAUCGGGCUAUGCUGUGCGGGAAGUGUUACAGGACCAUGCAAUGGAGCAAGAGGACAGGACAACGACAACUGCGAGCGGAGUUGCUGAAGCUACAUUCUCAAACAACAUCAAAAGCCCGCGCGGCGAUCAACAUUCUCUGCCACCUGUUUUGCUCCACCCAGCGAGUACGAAGAUUCGAAAGUUCAGGCACCGCAAGACUGGCUUGAUCACACACGAGGCAGACCCGACCUUUUUCGAGCCGCUGGAGGCGUGCAUCGAGUUUCUCUGCUGCACCACAGCUACAACUACCGAAGAGGAGAAGGAAGAGGGGCGGCAUGAAGAGCAGCCCCUUGCACAAGAUGAAGUAGCAACAACAGUAUUAAAUCACCCACAGAAGUUCACAGUUUGCCCUUUUCCGAAAGUUUUCGAAUCCCUGUGUCUGGCCGAUAUGCUUGCGCUACAAGAAUCGCUAGGUGAAUGUAGUACAGAUCAUUCCGCGGGUCGCAGUAAUUUCUCCGGUGGGGCGGGUCCUCGUGCAAGUAAAGAUCAUGAUUCUGCGACGAGUUCUUGUCCUUUGCAUGGACCACGAGAUCAUGAACCAGAAUCGCAGGAGAUGAAGACAGCCUCUAUCAUCGACCUGAUAGAAAGGAUUGAAGUCGACAAGAGCCACAGACGUGUCUUUGUCUCGGACUAUGCACUGGACGGGAGCUUUCUGAAUGAUCCGGAACGCGACAUUGAUCUGCAAACGGAACUCCGCAUGCCCGUUCUGUUGAAGCGGUAGGUGGGACAAGUAAUGACUGAAACUUCUGCAGCUCCGGUGGGGGGGCCACGUGCAAACGAUACUAGCCAGGCUCGAUGAGGAUGAGAUUGAGAAACAAUUGCGUUUCAUCCGGGUCACGUACGUGUGUCGUUCUUAGCAGCGCUUUGCACGUGAAAUAAUGU
Amoebophrya sp. A120 is the source of this 2982-nucleotide messenger RNA. The record is from the annotation of a GenBank genome assembly. Lineage: Eukaryota; Dinophyceae; Syndiniales; Amoebophryaceae.